This is a messenger RNA of Melopsittacus undulatus (budgerigar), 2385 nucleotides long. RefSeq names its product CCAAT enhancer binding protein beta (gene CEBPB). Gene Ontology annotation, molecular function: RNA polymerase II cis-regulatory region sequence-specific DNA binding; DNA-binding transcription factor activity, RNA polymerase II-specific. The record is from RefSeq and is a predicted model, not a curated record. The transcript has a single exon. NCBI's taxonomy places the organism in Eukaryota, Metazoa, Chordata, Aves, Psittaciformes, Psittaculidae. Bases 287 to 1285 code for a protein of 332 amino acids. Gene Ontology annotation, biological process: regulation of transcription by RNA polymerase II; DNA-templated transcription; regulation of cell differentiation.
GAACUUUCCUAAGUCAGAGACUUUAGGACACGGGACCCAGAACCAGAUGGUCCGGACGAGACUCGCCAGCUCCCGCCGCAGCUCCCGGAGCGGUGAAGCCCCGCCGCGCCGCAGGACCUGACCCAGCCCCGGUGGGCAGCGCAGCCGGGGGCCGUGCCCAGCACCGGAGGCUGAGGCCGGGUCCGGAGCCCCCCCAUACAGCCCCAAUCCCGACGGCGGCAGCCUGACCCUCUGCCGGGGGGGCCCCCCGCGUCCUGUCCUCUUCCCUGCAUCCCCCUUUGCUUUCAUGCAACGCCUGGUGGCCUGGGACGCAGCAUGCCUCCCCAUCCAGCCGCCCGCCUUUAAAUCCAUGGAAGUGGCUAAUUUCUAUUACGAGGCGGACUGUCUGGCUGCGCUCAAUAAGCUGCACCCGCGGGCGGCCGGGGGCCGCUCCAUGACCGAGCUCACCGUAGGGGACCACGAGAGAGCCAUCGACUUCAGCCCCUACCUGGACCCCCUGGCAUCGCAGCCGCCGGCGCAGCCGCCUCCCGCCGCCGCAGCAGCAGCAGCAGCAGGGGGCAACUUUGAGCCUCCCUGCAGCAGCGGCGCCGGCCAAGAUUUCCUUUCCGAUCUCUUCGCCGAGGACUAUAAAGGCAGCGGCGGGAGCAAGAAGCCCGACUACACCUACAUCAGCCUCGCCCGGCACAGCCACCCCUGCGCCAGCCAGAGCCACAAACCGGGGGGUCUGCCGGGCUGCUUCCCGCCCCAGAUCGUGGAGACCAAGGUGGAGCCGGUCUUCGAGACCCUGGACUCUUGCAAAGGGCCCCGUAAGGAAGAAGGGGGAGCUGGGCCGGGACCGGGGGGCAUGUCCUCACCCUACGGCAGCACCGUGCGCUCCUACCUGGGUUACCAGUCGGUGCCGAGCGGCAGCAGCGGGAACCUGUCCACCUCGUCCUCCUCCAGCCCCCCCGGCACCCCAAACCCCUCCGAGUCCUCCAAGUCAGCAGCCGCCGCCGCCGGGGGCUACUCCGGCCCCGCGGCGGCCAAGAACAAGCCCAAGAAAUGCGUGGACAAGCACAGUGACGAGUACAAGCUCCGCAGGGAGAGGAACAACAUCGCGGUGCGCAAGAGCCGCGACAAAGCGAAAAUGCGCAACCUGGAGACGCAGCACAAAGUCUUGGAACUGACGGCCGAGAACGAGCGGCUGCAGAAGAAGGUGGAGCAGCUCUCCCGGGAGCUCAGCACCCUCAGGAACUUGUUCAAACAGCUGCCCGAGCCCCUGCUCGCCUCCUCGCCCCGCUGCUGACCCCCGGCCGGGUCGCGGGGCUAGGGGAGUCGCCGGCUCCUCGCCCCGCUCCGCUCCGCCGGGCUGGGGGCGAGCCCGGGGGCCGAUGGGCUGGUUUUUAAUGGUUUUUAUGUUGGUUUGUUCUUGUGUUUUUUCGGUCUUUAUUUACACAUGGGCGGAAGGCUCCGCCGCCGCGCGGGGAUCUCCGGGGGCUGUCAGCGGGGCGGUGCGGAGCGGAGGGGCCCCGGUCCCGGGGUCCCGGUGCCCAGGUCCAGGACGGGCUCUGCAGGCUGCUGGGCGCUGGGGUUAUUUAAAAGAGCGAGAGGAGAGCAAGGGCAAAGUGAUGCAAUCCUUUAAGCAUGGCUGGGAAUGCUGUGUACAUGAUGCAAUCUCGUGUAACUGUCAGUCAUGAAUUGAGUAAUCUGUUAAAGAUGUUCCUACAGUUUUUUUUUUAUUAUAAAGAAUAAUCUAUUUCUAUAAGAAAAUACAUAUGUAUAUUUUGGGAUCUAUGCAUUCUUGCUACAUUUGAAGCAUUAAUGAACAAUUUUAAUAAACUUUAUGACUAGGUUAAAGAAAGUAGCUUGUUUUAUUUUGAAGGCAUGUUUAAAGCAAGAUUAAGCGCAGGGUUGAAAUUCUAGCUGAAUCUGGCUCAAUGCUGGGAUCAGGGAUCAGGAUUUUUGUUGCUCUUUUGGCUUUCUCUGUGACUCAGAGAAAGGAAAAAAUAAACCCAACCAAAACCAAAAAGCAAAACCCCCAAGAGAAACCCAGCAAAGAGCAGAGCUGAAGCUUUAGCCAGUUCUUGUUGCCUCAUUUUAUGUCCUCUAAUCACUUGAUUUAGCUGCCGCUUGGGUGUUGUUUGGGGAGGAGGUGUUUGUGUUGAGUUUUUUGCACUUCUUGCUGUUCUGAACGUGUAGAGCAAGAUGUGCUAUCCAAACCAUGACCAAUCUUUGGCAAAGUAACACCAAGCCUGAAGUGGGAGGGAGGAAGAAAAAGUCAGGGAGGAAGCUUGAAAUGAGGGUUUGUUUAUGUUGUGUGUGUUUUUUCUUUACUAAGUUUCUAUUCUCUAUGAUUCAGCUUUUCUUAUGUUUGUAGUUUACAGGAAUAAACAUGAGAAAGUAGCA